AUGGCUGCUGUUCGGCGCCUUGCAUCCAUCUUGGCGGCUUUCUUCGUCUGGGCUUCGACUUUGACCUGGUGCACCGCCGAAGAUGAACUGGCUCUACAGGCCCGGUUGACUACCUGCGAGUUGAUCAGAUACUUCGACUAUCCCUGCGAAAUCAGCUACGUCACCACGGACGACGGUUACGUCCUGGAAGUGAACAGGGUGCCGCAUGGAUUCCAGGGCAACGCAACAGCUGAGCAGGAGCAGAACGGGACCCGUCGCCACCCCGUGCUGUUUGUGCCGCCGCUCCUUAGCGGCUCGGACGUAUGGUUUUUAAACUACCCUUCGCAGGCCCCAGGCUUCCUGUUCGUCGACGCUGGCUUCGACGUAUGGUCGAUGAACUCCAGGGAUGCGGAACGCUACUCUAACCACACGACCUUGUCCAAGAACAACCCCGAAUAUUGGAAGUACAGUUUCAACGAGAUGGGACGCUACGACGUUGCUGCUGGAGUCGAUCACGUCCUCAACGCUACCGGUGCGGAGAGGCUGACAAUCGUCACCUUCUCGCAGGGGGUCGCCACUGUUCUGGUUUUGCUGUCCACGCGACCGGAGUACAACGACAAGGUCGACCUGGUUGUUGCGUACGGUCCUGUUGCUAACCUCUCUCAUGUGGGGCCUCCAUCUUCGGUUCCGUUGCCCUUCACACCUUUACUAGCGGCCUUCCUCUACCCCUUCUCCAGGGCUGGCUACCUGGGGGCGUCUGAGGGCCUCUCAGUUCUUCUUGCGAAAUUGUGCAAGAUUUUGACGGGCGAAGUGUGCUCAUUGGCCGUCACUAUAACGCUCUUCAGCAGCCCUUAUCAACUGAACGAGGUGCACAAAGCCAAAGACUUCGUCAUGUACGAUCAUGGCGCCAAGGAGAACCUUAAGCGGUACAAUCAGAGGAAACCGCCGGCGUAUCCCUUGCAACGCAUCACAACUCCGUGGGCGAUCUUCUCGUCAGAGGGCGACCAGAUCGCCGACUCGCGUGACAUCGAAAAACUGGUUGCCAGACUCGGAUCGAGGGUUAUCCUGCAUCGGGUGGUUCCACAGAAGAACUUUGGUCACACAGACUUUGCAAUUGGAUACAGAAGCACCGACUUUUUGCACAAUGUCGCCAUCGACGUUGUGAAGCAGCAGAUCGGUCAGAGCGAAUGA
Molecule: messenger RNA, 1170 nt
Organism: Dermacentor andersoni
Lineage: Eukaryota; Metazoa; Arthropoda; Arachnida; Ixodida; Ixodidae
Source: RefSeq, a predicted model, not a curated record